ACAAAAGAAACUAAUAAAAUCAAUCUGCACCGUUUCAUAUUUAAUCCAUCUAUUUUCUUAUGCAAAAUCACGGCAUAUAAUAAACUAUAAAUUACAUUUUCCCCAGAAAAGACAAGAGUCACCAUACAAAAUCUCAGGAAUCUUUCGAGGACUUCGCCAAUGAUUUCUCUCAUUGCUUCUGAUACCUCUUUCCGCUUGUUUCCAUGACUUCUCUCUCGUCUUGCCCCAAAAUUGUCUCACAUGACCCACGAGUUCCCUCAAAUGUCCAUGAUCAUUCGCAUAAGUCAAACGUAAUUUUCCGCAAUCUUUCACUUCCGGGACUUGGAUUUCGGAAUUCUCAACAUGGGUCGCACACAAAAAUGAUAAUUUUGAGAAGUUCUAAUCACACUGAAUCUUUGGUUGAUUCUGCUGCUCAAAUAUCUGAUGUUCCAAACUUGUCUUGUUUAGAGGCUAUUGAAAGGCUAAAAACAAACCGAGAAACCCAAAAGGCCAAGCAGCAAUUCUUGGCCAUGUACUCUAGUGUUUUUGGUGGAAUAACUACAGAUCCAGCAGCUAUGGUGAUCCCCAUUGAUGACCACAUGGUCCACAGAGGGCAUGGUGUUUUCGAUACUGCAGCCAUCAUGGAUGGAUACCUCUACGAGUUGGACGAACACCUUGACCGAAUUUUAAGGUCUGCAUCAAUGGCCAAAAUUAAACUCCCAUUUAAUCGGGAAAAAAUAAGAAGAAUACUUAUACAAACUGUCCGUGCUUCCAAGUGUAGAAAAGGAUCACUGAGAUACUGGCUCUCAGUAGGACCUGGCGAUUUCCAACUAUCCCCAUCUGGCUGCCACCAACCAGCUCUUUAUGCUGUUGUAAUCCAAGAUCAAUCACCAUUUGAUUCAAAGGGCAUCCAAGUAAUAACCUCAUCAGUCCCAAUAAAACCUCCUCAAUUUGCUACCAUGAAAAGUGUGAAUUACCUCCCAAAUGUGCUUUCAAAGAUGGAGGCGGAAGAAAAUGGUGCAUAUGCAGCUAUUUGGCUGGAUAGCGAUGGAUUCGUUGCUGAAGGGCCUAACAUGAAUGUGGCGUUUGUUACAAAGCAGAAGGAACUUAUCAUGCCUAAUUUUGACUAUAUUCUAAGUGGGUGCACAGCUAAGAGAGUUUUGACUCUUGCGGCAGAACUGGUUAGGGAGGGCAAGCUUCGGGAAAUCAAAGUAAGAAAUGUGACUGUUGAGGAAGGGAAGAAAGCUGAUGAGAUGAUGCUUAUUGGCAGUGGAGUUCUCGUUCGGCCUGUCGUGCAGUGGGAUGAGCAGGUCAUUGGUGAUGGCAAAGAAGGUCCUGUGGCUCUCGGUCUCUUGAAUCUCGUUAUUGAGGACAUGAAAUCCGGUCCCCCUACAGUUCGUGUUCCUGUUCCUUACUAAGCUUGCUUAAUUCCUUCUCUUGAUGUUGCGUGACAGAGCUUUUAUUAGAGAAUUACUCUGUCAUGGUUGUGAGCUUGUGAGAUGUGGAGUUCUGUCCUUCAACCUUUACUGCAAAUUCUACCAUCCUUUGUGACAAAUAAGUUCAUUACAUUCUUGACAUAUUUGAUUAUAGCUUUUCUACUGAAAGCAGGCAAUGUCAGGUUUGAUGAUAGCUUUUCUAUUUGGUCUUGUAUUAAAGACAUAAUAACAGUGAGCUUCAGUUGUGCUUAGAAGCAAUGUAAAAUAUAAGGUUUUCAA
Molecule: messenger RNA, 1694 nt
Organism: Alnus glutinosa
Lineage: Eukaryota; Viridiplantae; Streptophyta; Magnoliopsida; Fagales; Betulaceae
Product: D-amino-acid transaminase, chloroplastic
Exons: 5
Coding region: 204-1397 (397 amino acids)
Biological process (GO): carboxylic acid metabolic process
Molecular function (GO): catalytic activity
Source: RefSeq, a predicted model, not a curated record